This is a messenger RNA of Populus trichocarpa (black cottonwood), 1685 nucleotides long. RefSeq lists its product as uncharacterized. The transcript has 5 exons. The coding region runs from base 372 to 1538 and encodes 388 amino acids. The record is from RefSeq and is a predicted model, not a curated record. NCBI's taxonomy places the organism in Eukaryota, Viridiplantae, Streptophyta, Magnoliopsida, Malpighiales, Salicaceae.
GAAAACUUACAUUAAAACCUUCUCCAACAGUCGCUCUGCCCAAAACUCUGUGUCAAGUGGCAAUAGGCAGUAGCUAAAAAAAAACCUUCGAACUCUUGAAAAAUCCCAUUCUCGCACUCAGCACAAAGAGAAGCGAAGACGUUGCUAGUCAUUUUCAAUCCCCUCCUUAGUCACUGAAAGAUACUCUCCUCACCAAUUCUCAAACGGGAGCCGCACGACUCGUCGUUUUGAAGCUUGAACUCUACGAUUCCAGUGAGUUGCAUAGGAAUUUGGCUUUGAGCUGCUGGAAAGAGUAUCGGAUAACAAUUCCGUUUUAAGAUAUUGCUGUAAAUAUUUUGUACUGGACGUCAUAUCUAGAGGUUGAUUUUGCCAUGGAGAACUCUGAUGAUGAAAAGGAUGGAGUUUUCAGUAACUAUAUGCCCAAAGAACUAAGUUUACCUAAUGGUACCAAAUUUGUAGAUGAGGUUCUAAGCGGUCAAAGUGACCGCUGUCUUGAAAAUUUUCGUAUGGAUAAGCAGGCAUUCUACAAGUUAUGUGAUAUUCUGCACAGCAAGGGCCUGCUACGCCAUACGAACAGAAUCAAGAUUGAGGAACAAUUAGCCAUAUUCUUGUUCAUUAUUGGCCAUAAUCUACGCACUCGUGCUGUUCAAGAAUUGUUCCGAUAUUCAGGAGAAACCAUCAGUCGCCAUUUUAACAAUGUUUUGAAUGCUAUCAUGGCAAUUUCAUUAGAUUUCUUUCAGCCUCCAGGAUCCGAUAUUCCACCAGAAAUCUUGGAAGAUCCUAGAUUUUACCCAUAUUUUAAGGAUUGUGUUGGAGCGGUAGAUAGGAUACACAUUCCAGUGAUGGUUGGUAUAGAUGAGCAAGGACCUUUCCGUAAUAAGAAUGGACUACUUUCACAAAAUGUUCUGGCUGCAUGCUCCUUUGAUCUGAGGUUUCAUUAUGUUCUAGCUGGAUGGGAAGGCUCAGCAUCAGAUCUGCGAGUUCUGAACUCAGCACUCACGAGGCGGAACAAGUUGCAGGUCCCUGAAGGGAAGUACUACCUUGUGGACAACAAAUAUACUAAUAUGCCAGGAUUCAUAGCUCCAUACAAUGGGAUCUCUUGUCAUUUAAAUGAGUAUUCUGGUGGUUAUCCUCCUCGAGAUUCAAGAGAACUAUUCAAUCAAAGGCACACAGUACUAAGAAACGCCACUGAUCGUAGUUUUGGGGCUCUAAAGUCACGUUUCCCUAUACUGAUGUCCGCUCCUCCAUACCCCUUACAAACACAGGUUAAGUUGGUUGUAGCAGCAUGUGCGCUACACAAUUACAUACGUAGGGAGAAACCAGGUGAUUUGAUUUUUAAAAUGUAUGAACAUGAUACUGUACUGCAAAUGGAGGAGUCCUUGCCCCCAUUAGAGGUGGAACAUCCACUUAUGCAAGUUGAGAACCCAGCUUUGGACGUUGCUUUUGAUACAGAACAGCUAGAAUUUAGUUCUCAGUUGCGUGACUCAAUUGCAGGUGAGAUGUGGGAUGACUACAUAAGUGAUUUAUCAACCAUGUAGAUGGAUUCAUUGUGAUUUGAUAGUUUCAGGCUAGGAUUGGAUUCUUUUCAAGAUCACUGGCAUAUAAAUUCUUAAAACUUGGUCUUGAUCCUGAUGUUGUACAUUGGCGCUUUGUUUAUAACAAAGAAGUAUAUAGGUUGAUCAAAA